Molecule: messenger RNA, 4476 nt
Organism: Pelobates fuscus (common spadefoot toad)
Lineage: Eukaryota; Metazoa; Chordata; Amphibia; Anura; Pelobatidae
Gene: AMPH
Product: amphiphysin
Exons: 25
Coding region: 48-2693 (881 amino acids)
Biological process (GO): synaptic vesicle endocytosis
Cellular component (GO): cytoplasm; plasma membrane; synaptic vesicle
Molecular function (GO): phospholipid binding; protein binding
Source: RefSeq, a predicted model, not a curated record
CUGCUCCAUCUGAUUCCUCUAUUACUUGGCUCCCUGGACCAGCAGCCAUGGCUGAUAUGAAAACAGGCGUAUUUGCUAAAAAUGUCCAGAAAAAGCUGAGUAGGGCUCAGGAAAAGGUCCUUCAGAAAUUAGGGAAAGCAGAUGAAACAAAAGAUGAACAAUUUGAGGAAUACGUGCAGAAUUUCAAAAGACAGGAAGCAGAAGGUACCAGACUACAGAGGGAAAUGCGAGGAUAUCUGGCUGCAAUUAAAGGUAUGCAGGAGGCUUCUUUAAAACUUACUGAAUCUUUGCAUGAAGUUUAUGAACCUGAAUGGUAUGGAAGAGAUGAUGUCAAAAUUGUGGGGGAGAAAUGUGAUGUACUUUGGGAAGAUUUUCAUCAGAAACUUGUGGAUGGAGCCUUGUUAACACUCGAUACAUAUUUAGGUCAAUUUCCCGACAUAAAGAGUCGAAUUGCCAAGCGAAGUCGAAAACUGGUUGAUUAUGACAGUGCUAGGCAUCACUUGGAAGCUUUACAGAACUCCAAGAGAAGAGAUGAAGGAAGGAUAACAAAGCAGACAUCACGGAUUGUGUGCAAUCUUGCAGAAGAGGAGUUUCAAAAAGCUCAGAAGGUAUUCGAAGAUUUCAAUACAGACCUCCAAGAGGAACUGCCUUCAUUAUGGUCCAGACGCAUUGGUUUCUACGUAAACACGUUCCAAAACAUAUCAAGUUUGGAGUCAAAGUUCCACAAGGAAAUCACAGGGCUUUGUCACAAAUUGUACGAAGUAAUGACCAAAUUAGGAGAGCAGCAUUCUGACAAGGCAUUUACCAUCCAGGGUGCGCCAAGUGAUUCUGGACCACUUCGUAUUGCAAAGACCCCAUCUCCUCCUGAGGAUCUCCCACAAAUACCUAGUCCUUUAGCAAGCCCCAACCACACAUUAGCACCUGCAUCGCCUGCACCAGCAAGGCCAAAAUCACCUUCACAGCUGAGGAAAGGUCCUCCUGUCCCACCAUUACCAAAACUUACUCCGUCGAAAGAGCUACAACAAGAAAACAUAAUUAGCUUCUUUGAAGACAAUUUUGUGCCGGAGAUCAAUGUCACAACUCCAUCACAGAAUGAAGCUGGCGAGGAGAUGAAAGAGGAAUCAUUAUUAGAUCUGGAUUUUGAUCCAUUCAAGCCAGAAGGUGUAUCAGCGGGAAUAACACAAUCUCACUCUCCAAUGUCACAGACAUUACCAUGGGAUCUCUGGACGACAAAUAAUGACCUGGCACAGCCGUCUGACACAUCAAAAAGUCUGUCAUUAUAUAACCUGAUCAAUACUGGGAGCACGAAUUAUGAAUCAGAAGAAGAUUUAAACAUACCUCAAAGUGAAAUAGGUUCAGAUGACUGGGGACUUCAGAGUAAUGCAGUCAGAUAUAGGCAGGAAGAAUAUGAUAAUAUUAACACUGAAGAUUUACAUGUCAUUACUCAUGAAGAGCAAGCAGAGUAUAAAUCUGACCAGUACAUUGACCCAGACGCAAAAGAAUCAGUUGAAGAAAGAGAAGAUGAGAAUUUAAAUCAAGACAUUGUUAUGAGUGAGGAUAGCCUAAAUGAGAAAACUCAAAAUGAAGAAGAGGUGAAUGAAAUGGAUAAGGAGUGCAAUGAAAGCAGCUUUCAUGUAUAUGAAAUGAGAGAGACAAGUGAUAUAAAUAUAAGCGGAACAUCUAAAGAAGAUCUUGAAGAAAAAAAAUACAUAGAACAAAAAAUAUAUGAGGUAGACCACUUGGAAUCUUCAAAAAAAGAAGUCCUCGAAGACAUGGAAAAUAUAGAGGCAUCCGGCAGUGCGUUUAAUGGAUUCAAACAGCCUGACGCUUCCACAUCCUUGUUUACAAUACAGUCAGAGCAAGCUGCUGCUACUGAGGUAAAGCCUGACGCUUCCACAUCCUUGUUUACAAUACAGUCAGAGCAAGCUGCUGCUACUGAGGUAAAGGUGGACUCAGAGGUAGCUGCUCCUGUGGAUACAAAGCCUGACGAGCCCCAGGAACUUUCUGAUGUUUCUGUUGAGAGCACCACAGUUGCAGAACAAAAUGAGGCGGCAGAGGACACAAUGGAACACGUUGUUGAAGAAGAAGCUAAGGACACUAACCAGCCUGAGAACGAGGUCGCCGAGAUGGAACCUGAAGGCCAGAUUGAAGUUGAAAGCACCACUGAGUCUGUAAAGAAUGUUGUUGAACAGGAAAAAGAUUCUGAAGUGGACGAUUCGUUAGAGGUUGCUGUGGCUCAGAAAAGUGAUGAAGCACCCUGCAUACCAUCAGUUGUAAUAGAGCCAGCAUCAAACCAUGAGGAGGAAGAUGAAUAUGAAUACAGUGGAACUCCCGAAGUCCUAGAUGCUGUAGAAGUUGCAAGCAAUGCAGUUCAGGAUUCAUCCUUAGAACAAACUAUGACAAGUAGCAGUGAGGUAGCUGACUCACUCACUACACCAGCAAGUGCUACAUCCCAGGACACGCCACCUGGUUUCCUUUUUAAGGCUGAAGCACUACAUGAUUUUGAAGCAGCAAACGAGGAUGAGUUAAAUUUAAAGAGAGGUGAAAUUGUUCUGGUUGUAAGUUCAAUAACAACUGCAGAUCAGGAGGCUGGUUGGCUGAUUGGCAUUCGAGAAUCUGAUUGGCAGCAGCACAAGGACUUGGAUGGUUACAAAGGGUUAUUUCCAGAGAACUUUACUCGUAGUUUAGAGUAAUUUAUUUCUUUUUAUAAUUCUAAGAGUGGAAAGUGCUGUUGGAUGUCCAACAAUUGUUUUUUUUUGGACCUUCUAAGAAGACAGGAACCUUGUAGGCUACAUUGUUAACUGUCAUCUAGAUUGGGGCCUGUACCAGAUGAAAUUUGGUUAAUUAUAUCAAACAAAAUAAGCAUGAAUGCAAGAGUAAGCUAUAAGCUAUAUCCUACUGAGUUGUAAAUGGAAAAAAAAAGUCCUUAUUUGUUCACAUGUACGCAGCCACCGUUUUGUUUGUGCUUUGUCAAUACUACAGUAAGGUUAAACAUUCUUAUAAGAUCCUUAUGAAGACAUCAGUCCCACUUAUUCAGUACAAAUGAAUAUAAUUAUGUUAAUAACUUAAUUGCUUUCUAAAUUAUUUAAGAAUCAAUUGACAUAACCAAACAUUUAAAAAGAGUGGAUAACAGCAUAAAUACCUUCAUUCCCUUUCAAACAAGGCAAUACAUAUAAUACAUACAAAAAAAAAAAGAACAUAUUAUAGGACUCAAUCAGCAGGAAUCUUUUAGAUCUUCAUUACAUUACAGAAAGUGAUAUAGGUCAGUUGGUUAAAACACCAGAUUUACAAAAUGUUAAACCAUAAAGGCUUUAGUACCCUCAUCUGCCUCAGAUUGAUACAAUUGUAGUAUUGAUUUGGGUAAAACAUUAUCUAUACCACAGGAUAUACUUGGUAUAAAUGGUAGAACAUUUAAUAUAAUUCUUCCAACUGAAAUAUUUGUUUAUUGCAUAAUAUCUCUUAUAGCAUGUGCGCCUUUUCAGUUAAAUGCUUCCAGAAAGCAGAAUGAGUAGUUAUUUAUUUUAUUAGAAAUGUUGAAUCAAAAAUUUAGUCACGUACAUACAUACUGAAAGAGGAACAGGUUAAAAGAACGCUGGUAACGCUGUUCUGUUUUACUUCAGGGAGACCUAAUAUGCAAAUAAAGCACACAAUAGAGCUCACAUGUACUUGUUAUAUUCCAGUUAAUUACUUAAAAUCCAGUUAAUUUGUUUAUGAAGUCAGACUAACGAGAUCAUAGAGGAAGGCAGGGCUACUAAAAUGUAUUCAUAUUAUGUCUACACUUUUAGGCUACUCCUGCUCAGGACUUAUUGACGCUCACAUUAAUACACCACUGUGUAAUAUUAUUGUAACUGCUUAAGUGGGAUUGAAGCUUUAUUGUUUUCAGCAUAUGAAUCUGAAUUUAUGUGCACUAAGUCUAUAUUGUGUUGAGGUACUGCACUGCAGAAGAUUUCAAGAGUAACUUUUUAAUAACUAAAGCAGAAUCUGAACAAAAACUAUACAGUUUUAUGUAUCAAUAUUGAGGAAUUGCUGCAUUUUUUUCAGUGUUCAUUUACAGACAUAUGUAACCCAGUAUGUAUCAAGUAUGUUGUCUUUUAUUGUAGAUUCUUGAGUAAGUAGUACCAUUAAAAAGUGCUUUGCUUUUUCUCAUUUUGGCAUUGAAUGUAUAGUAUAGUGCUAAACAGCACUACUAGCUUUCCUUGCCAAAAUAUUUUUGGGGUAUUUGUUCAUAAAUAACGUGACAUUUUCUUUUUAGUAAUGAUGAACAGUGAAACCAGAAUAUAUGAACACCUGACAGUUCUUUUCAAUUAUAUAAUAUUAGCAUCCUUUAUCUUUGAGAAGAGCUUAUAUUUCACAUGCACAUAGCACUACUCAGAUAAUUUGAAAUAUAAACUGUUAUCUAUAUGAAUACAACAUCCGUAUCUACAAUGUUUUUUUUCAAUGUUGUGUCAUCCCUAAUAAAAAUUUUGUUGAGUCACA